AUGACGGAUCAAUUCACUCUAGACGGGUUUCGUGCACCCGUCACAGUGGAUCUGGCUAAGAAGAUCACAAAGGAGAAGCUGUUGAAGUUCUCCGCGUUCUGCAACUGGAAAGACACGCUUCAGAAGAAUCUGGAGCUUCAAUACACCGACAGAAAUCAUCCAUACUUCGAAGACCCGUACCUUCUCAGAAGCAUCGAGAUACAAUCUGCUGACUACUUCGGGCCAAGCAAAGUUGGAUUUGUAAAACUGAAAGCAUAUAUACGAAACCAAAACUGGGGACAACUUCCUGGAAUCAUUCUCUUGCGUGGAGGAAGCGUCGCUAUGCUGAUGGUGCUACGGCCAGUAGAUUCGAGGGACGAAAGAUGGGUAGUUAUGACUGAACAAGCACGAGUUGCAACAGGUAGUCUCAUGUUCGUCGAGCUCCCAACGGGGCUGCUCGACGAUGCGGGGGACUUUUGGGGGGCAGCUGCGAAAGAGAUCGAGGAAGAAACCGGCUUCAAGCUACCGAAACACGAGCUCAUCGACCUUACUGAGCUAGCGCUGAGUCAGUCAAAACCGGAGGGUGAUCAUUCGACGGACGAGGCAUUGCUGGAUGCUGUGUAUCCCAGUCCCGGAGGCUCAGAUGAGUUCAUUAGCAUCCUUUUGUGGGAGAAGGAUCUGAGUCGCCAGGAGAUCAUGGACCUGAGAGGAAAGCUGAAUGGGAUUCGGGGGCAAGGAAAGUCGAUCAGAUUGAGAGUAUGCGACUACGAAGACCUGCGGAGGCAUUACAUCCGGGAUACCAAGACUUUGGCAGCCUGGGCAUUAUAUGAGGGCCUGAUGAGAGAAGGAAAGAUAGAGACCGAACUGCUGAAACACAGGAAAUUACAAGAUGAUCGGUUGGCGUGA
This is a messenger RNA of Alternaria rosae, 885 nucleotides long. Its product is annotated as nudix hydrolase 14. Lineage: Eukaryota; Fungi; Ascomycota; Dothideomycetes; Pleosporales; Pleosporaceae. The coding region runs from base 1 to 885 and encodes 294 amino acids. The record is from RefSeq and is a predicted model, not a curated record. Gene Ontology annotation, biological process: nucleoside phosphate metabolic process; ribose phosphate metabolic process. The transcript has 2 exons. Gene Ontology annotation, molecular function: ADP-glucose pyrophosphatase activity; ADP-ribose pyrophosphatase activity.